Molecule: messenger RNA, 2875 nt
Organism: Momordica charantia (bitter melon)
Lineage: Eukaryota; Viridiplantae; Streptophyta; Magnoliopsida; Cucurbitales; Cucurbitaceae
Product: golgin Putative 1
Biological process (GO): retrograde transport, vesicle recycling within Golgi; Golgi organization
Cellular component (GO): Golgi membrane; Golgi cisterna
Source: RefSeq, a predicted model, not a curated record
ACUCGUCGAUCAGAAGAUUCAGAACAGGGUCCUCAACUAACGAUUCUCUUCGUCGGAAAUUCUCAUUUUUCACGAUCCUCCGCCGCACUCUGUUGCCGAUUCUCAGAAUUGCCGAUAAACUAAUUCCGCUGAAAAUUCACCGCCAUUGUGGUGCCUGUAGAGCUUACAGUGUCCUUUGGCGAAACAAGAUUUCCGUUCGAGCUACCGGAACGUUUAGAAUCUCAUACUUCGGUUCAUCCAAUCUCCGGCCACCGCUUGGUAGGGCUUGGCAUUGUUUCCGAUCCGAGUUUCGGCUUCUUAAUGGCUUCGUGGCUCAAAGCUGCUGAAGGAUUGUUUGAAGUUGUAGAUCGAAGGGCAAAGCUUGUCGUCAGUGAGUUGUCAGAAGAGCAGUCCGAUAUUCAAACUCCUGCUUCUAAUGGCCAAGGAUCUCAAACCAAGAGGACAAAGUCAAAGAAAGAGGCAAAGAAACCAUCCGCGAACGAACCUUCUAAAGCAAAUGACACUGCAGAAGAGCAAACAAGCAUAUUAUCAUCACCGGCAGAUGUGGGAUCAGUGCCUGUACCUGGAACAGACGGAAUUGUUUCUUUCAAUGAAGACGACCGGACUGCUUCUGAUAAGUCUUUGACCCAAGUAAACAAAAGGAAGCAAGAUGACGAUGACAAUAAUGUCCCUGAGCUAGACAGUCCUUCAACAGAUGCCCUGGUAGUUGAAGCCGUAAAACAAAUUCCUGAUGGUGUGGAUGCUUCAGCAGUUGUUGCUGAUGUUGAAGUUACUGCACCAACUUCUAAAAAUGAGGUAAAUAAUGUGAACGCCGUGGAUGUUCAAGAGGAGAAUUUCUCGUCAAUACCCAUUAAAGAGAUUGAGGAGAUUAAAAAGGAUCAUCAAGAUGAUGGGCAGAGUAAUCCAUUGGGAGGUGAAGAAACUAUAUCAAAGAUAGAUCAAGACACGUCUGAGUUGGCAACUACAGACUUCCAGGCUAAUGGGGAAAAUCAAACGAAAGAUGAUUCUAAUAAGGUUCAAUCACCAGUGAAUCAAAAGGAACAAGAGAAUAAAGCUGACCAGUCUUCAAUGAAAAUGCAGGACCAACUUGAAGAGGCACAAGGACUGCUUAAAACUUCUAGUUCCACUGGUCAGUCAAAGGAAGCAAGGCUAGCUCGGGUCUGUGCUGGACUUUCGUCACGUCUUCAAGAAUACAAGUCUGAAAAUGCACAGUUGGAGGAACUCCUUAUUGCAGAGAGAGAAUUGAGUAGAUCAUAUGAUGCUCGCAUAAAGCAGCUAGAGCAUAAUUUAUCGGAGUCCAAAGGUGAAGUAUCAAGAGUAGAGUCAAGUAUGGUAGAAGCUUUGGCAGCAAAGAACUCUGAAAUUGAGGCUCUUAUUGGUUCCAUGGAUGCACUUAAGAAACAAGCUGCCUUAUCGGAAGGAAAUCUGGCCUCGAUUCAGGCAAAUAUGGAGUCAAUGAUUAGAAAUAGAGAACUAACCGAGACAAGGAUGAUGCAAGCUCUUAGAGAGGAGCUAGCUUCUGCAGAGCGUAGAGCGGAAGAAGAACGUUCUGCUCAUAAUGCUACAAAGAUGGCUUCCAUGGAAAGAGAAAUGGAAUUGGAACAUAGAGCCGUGGAAGCUGCAUCAGCUCUUGCAAGGAUCCAGAGAGUAGCAGAUGAGCGGACAGCUAAAGCAACAGAGCUUGAGCAGAAGGUAGCGCUGCUUGAGGUUGAGUGUUCAUCUUUGAACCAAGAAUUGCAAGAUUUAGAAGCUCGUGCUCGCCGUGGACAAAAAAAGUCGCCUGAAGAUGCAAAUCAAUUGAUUCAGAUGCAGGCAUGGCAAGAAGAAGUGGAACGUGCACUGCAAGGUCAGAGAGAUGCUGAAAUCAAACUAUCUUCCAUGGAGGCUGAAGUGCAGAAAAUGAGAGUUGAAAUGGCUGCUAUGAAGCGAGAUGCUGAGCAUUAUUCACGUCAGGAGCACAUGGAACUUGAGAAGCGUUAUCGUGAACUGACCGAUCUAUUGUACUACAAGCAAACGCAGUUGGAAGCCAUGGCUAGUGAAAAAGCUGCUGCUGAGUUUCAACUGGAGAAGGAAAUAAAUCGUGCUCAAGAGGCACAGGUAGAAGUAGAAAAAAGUAGAGUUUCACGUCGAGCUUCUGCAUCUUGGGAAGAGGAUUCUGAAAUCAAAUCUCUCGAGCCGCUCCCCUUGCAUCAUCGAUAUAUGGCCGGGACGAGCAUGCAGCUGCAGAAAGCAGCAAAACUGUUGGAUUCAGGGGCAGUCAGGGCAACAAGAUUUCUCUGGCGGUAUCCCACUGCAAGACUCAUACUACUCUUUUAUUUGGUGUUUGUACAUCUUUUCUUGAUGUACCUAUUGCAUCGUUUGCAGGCGCAAGCGGAUACUUUUGCUGCUAGAGAAGUUGCAGAGUCCAUGGGGCUAUCCCAACCCAAAUUGACCAUAAAAGACGAGUAAUUGCAUCUCCAACUUUUGUACAAGCAGGCAAAUGACAGUAGAUUGACGUGAAGAAAUGAAAACUCAACUGAAAAGUUGAAGCCUGGGUUCUAUUUAUCUAUUGUCAACUGCACAAUGAAUUGUUUACUUAAAAGAAAAAAAGAAAUAUACAAUUUUAGUUGUUUAUCAGAGAAGAUAAAGGCAAUUGGUUUAGAAAUAGAGUGGCUGAUACAGAUGAAAGAAGUCGCAUCGCAUCGAAAAUUUUCUUUAUCGUUAAUUUUAACAAUAACUUAAAUUUUUUUUUUCACGUUGUUUUGCUAGAAAUGGGAUCAGUUGACCACUGUCGAUACUUGUACCUAGUAGAAAAUAUUGGAUAUUGUGAAUCUAAAGUUUUCCAUUUGAUUUUAUAAAUUUAUGAAAUUGUGAGGAUAAAUGUCUAUUCAGGGGA